Molecule: messenger RNA, 735 nt
Organism: Strongylus vulgaris
Lineage: Eukaryota; Metazoa; Nematoda; Chromadorea; Rhabditida; Strongylidae
Source: the annotation of a GenBank genome assembly
AUGGUCCCUCAGUACGGCGGCGGCUCUUCACGACGACAGGAGUUCGGCACAAUCUUUGGACGAACUAAACGAUCCGCCAACGUGAUCUGCGCCUGUGAAAUCACGGCUACUGCGUGUCCCGCAGGUCCCCCUGGUCCACCUGGGAUCGCGGGAGAACCAGGAGAAGCCGGUCCCAGCGGCGAUCCUGGCCGUCCCGGAACACCAGGAAUCAGUAUUAUCAACACGCACACACCUACUGGAUGCGUUCAAUGCCCGCCUGGACCUCCAGGUCCCCAAGGCAUUGAUGGAAGAGAAGGGGUGCGAGGGCAAGAUGGCAUUCCAGGACAACCGGGACACCCUGGACUGGAUGGCAGAAGAGGAGAUCAAGGGCAAAUGGGAGAUCCUGGUGAGGCUGGAGCAAGAGGCUAUGAUGGAACACCGGGAAUGCCUGGCAGAAAUGGUAUACGUGGACGUGGAGCUCCGGGAGCGGCUGGGCUUCCUGGCAUGCCCGGACUGGUGGGACAACCGGGAUUGAAUGGUAUGGACGGUGCACCUGGACAGCCUGGCAUACCAGGUGAGAUAGGUCGUCCAGGAAAUCCGGGUAUAGAGGGAACGCCGGGCAUACCGGGAAGACCAGGCGAAGCUGGUCUUCCCGGUGCUGAUGCUGCUUACUGUCCAUGUCCACCAAGAACUGCGAAUGUUGAAGAGGCCGACGUGCUGACACAGCCUUACAAGCGACAAGUCGUCAAGGUAUGA